GGAUCCGGCUCCGGAGCCGAUCCCGCUCGGGCCGGCUACACAUACCGUUAGCGCUAUCACCCCCGCUCCGACUCGGCCAACACCGGCUUUCGGUCCGCCCAAAACGGAGGAAAGACUGCGUACCUUAUGCAUAAAUUCGUCAACCUCUUCCCGCCUCUUCGCUGCAAGUCUCUCCGGCAAGACACCCCGUUCCUCGAUCCGGUAUUCCGCAUCCCCCCUCGCAAAAUUUCAAAAAUUGAGAAAGGCCAAACAUUGGGCUGCUGGAUCAACCUAGCCUUCACGAUGAGUCUGCGGCAUCAUCCCUUUGACCCCCUGACGUCGAGCGAGAUCCGGCAGGCCGCUGAUAUUCUGCGACGCUAUGUCCCUGGCACGGACAUUCAUUUCCGGGUCAUCACCCUCUGGGAGCCUCCCAAGUCCGAGAUGGUCCCUUUCCUGGAAAUGGAGCAUGGGGGCUCCGAGACAGCAAAAACUCCAGCGCGAAUGGCCAGGGUGCAGGCAUAUGUCGACAGCACUUUCACCGAGUACAAGGUCAACCUCGACCAGCAAGCCGUGGUCGCCGAGGAGACUCUCCACGGCCGGCAUGCGCACAUUGACGGAGAGUACAUGCGCAAGGUCGAACUGGCAUGCAUGGCCGACCCCCGCGUCAAGGAGCAAGUGGCCGCCCUUAACCUCCCAGAAGGGUCCACAGUGGUAGUCGAGCCGUGGACGUACGGCCCCGACGGCAUGAACGACAUGUCCAAGCGGAUGACCAUGUGCUGGUUCUACAUGCGCCUCUCCGACGACAAGGACGCCAACUACUACGCGUACCCGCUCGAGUUAUGCGUCGAGGUGUCCGACGAUCUCAAAGUGGUCAAGAUCUUGCACCUCCCGUCAGGGGAGCAUGAUCGUGUGCGGACCGAAGGCAACCCGAAGGAGUUUGACCGCCGCAAGAUCCACGAAGGAAGCGAGUACUACCCGACCCUCAAUACCAAGCAGCGCACCACCACGAAGCCCUACCACGUCUCCCAGCCCGAGGGCCCGUCCUUCUCCAUCGAGGGGAACAAGAUCACCUGGGAGAAGUGGACGAUGCGGGUGGGAUUCAACUACCGCGAGGGCAUGACUCUGCACGACGUCCGCUUCGACGACCGCAGCCUGUACUACCGGCUGUCCCUGGCCGAGAUGUUUGUGCCCUACGGCGACCCCCGCACGCCGUACCCGCGCAAGGCCGCCUUCGACCUGGGCAACGACGGGGCGGGCGUCUGCGCCAACAACCUCCAGCUGGGCUGCGACUGCCUGGGCCACAUCAAGUACUUUGACGGCUGGCUCGUCUCGCGCGACGGCACUCCGCUCAAGAUGCCCCACGUCAUCUGCUGCCACGAGAUCGACGACGGCAUCCUCUGGAAGCACACCAACCCGCGUACCGGCAACGCCGCCGUGGCGCGGUCCCGCGUGCUGGUCCUCCAGACCAUCAUCACGGCCAGCAACUACGAGUACGUCUUCUGCUUCUACUUCGGUCAGGACGCGUCCCUGCACUACGAGGUGCGCGCCACCGGCAUCCUCUCCACGGCGCCCGCCGACUUCUCGUCCCCGGCCCCGCUCCCCUACGGCACGACGGUGGCCCCCGGCGUGCUGGCCCCCUUCCACCAGCACCUCUUCUGCCUGCGCAUCGACCCGGCCGUGGACGGCUACCGGGCCAACUCGCUGUUGGUCGAGGAGUCGCACCCGCUGCCGCCCUCGGCGGCCGACAACCCGCACGGGGUCGGCUACGUCACCCGGCAGACGUACGUCGAGCACGAGACGGGCCUGGACCUCGACCACACCACCAACCGCGUCUUCAAGAUCGUCAACGAGCGCAGGCACCACCCGGUCGCGCGCACCCCCGUCGGCGUCCGCCUGCUGCCCUGCUACAGCCAGCUGCUGCUCGCGCAUCCGGACAGCCUGCACGCGCGCCGGUCCGAGUUCGGCGCCCACGCGGUCUGGGUCACGCGCCACGCCGACGACGAGGCCUUCCCCGCCGGCCGCUUCACCAUGCAGUCGGCGGGCGGCGAGGGGAUCGCCUCGUGGAUCCGCAAGCGCAGGGAGCGAAGGAGAGGAGAAGAGGUCGGAGGGAGCAGCAGCAACCGAGAGGGAAGGGGAAACGAGAAGAAAGGCGGAAAGGAAGGGAACGUGGUGGAGGAAGAGGAUGAUACGUGCGUCAGGAACGCAGACAUUGUCGUGUGGCAUACCUUUGGGUCCACGCACAACCCCCGCGUCGAGGACUGGCCGAUCAUGCCGGCCGAGAAGAUGGUUGUCGGGCUGAAGCCGGUCAACUUCUUUGAGCGGAACCCGGCUCUGGACGUACCGCCGUCGACACAGGAGAGGAACCUGAGCGUGUUGGUUGAAACUGGGGGCGGGGUUGGAGAGGAACGGAAGGAAGAGAAAGAGGCGGAGUGCUGUGUCGAGAGAUUCAGGGGGCGGUAAGUGCAAACGAGGUAUUAGAAGAGGGGUUCGGUAUAAAUGGGGAGGGGUCAAGUGUGUAAGAUGUAUGCAUGGAAUCUUGACCUCGAACAUUCUACUCAAGAGCAGGGAAAAAAAGAAAAUUCCAUCCUCUCGUGGAGCCUGCCUUUGCUGGAUAUUGUAUUAAUUAAUCGUCUCAGGAACCUCGCUGCUCA
Messenger RNA from Thermothelomyces thermophilus ATCC 42464, 2630 nucleotides. RefSeq lists its product as uncharacterized. Gene Ontology annotation, molecular function: primary methylamine oxidase activity; copper ion binding; quinone binding. Gene Ontology annotation, biological process: amine metabolic process. The transcript is spliced from 3 exons. Lineage: Eukaryota; Fungi; Ascomycota; Sordariomycetes; Sordariales; Chaetomiaceae. Bases 283 to 2439 code for a protein of 718 amino acids. The record is from RefSeq and is a predicted model, not a curated record.